Molecule: messenger RNA, 921 nt
Organism: Cylindrotheca closterium
Lineage: Eukaryota; Bacillariophyta; Bacillariophyceae; Bacillariales; Bacillariaceae
Source: the annotation of a GenBank genome assembly
AUGGGAGCUGCAAAGAAAUUCACGGUAUACCUUGUGCUAUUUGUAGUGCUCAUGAUCAAGAUGAACUCCGCUGGACUAUCUCAGAAGGCACCAUUGAGACCAGCAGCGAGGGCACAUCCUGCUAAGGUACCACCAUCAGGUAAUGCUUCUACUACUACUACUACUACUACAACCACCACCAACGAACAAACACAACGCGCUACACGUUCCAGCAAUGCAGAAAACAUUGACAUGACGCGAACGGCAUAUUUAUUAACCGUGAAUCUUACGUCACCUCGAACCAUACGAUCCACUGCUAUUCUCAAAGGUGUCGGCUUCACUGUUCAUCACGCAAUGGCUCCCUUUCUGGGGACCGAACGAAUUGACAAGACGAAUUCCAAUAAACUUGCACAAAUGGAGGUUUAUAGAAUCAUUGCCGCAGGCACGCAACCCUGGGGGUAUGUAUUUGAGGACGAUAUUGCUCUCUGUAGGUCAAAGGAGGAACCUGAAGAGAGCCAAUUCUCAGUACAGCGGAAUUUAAUAUGUCACAAGAACAAUCAAGACACUUGCAUGGAGUCGAAACAUGCCCUUGGUAUGUUUCUUGGUGUUUGCGGUUCCAAAGAACAUGUCGGCAAAGAGCAUCCAGGUACGAAACCUGGUACUCCCCUGUAUUGUGGAAGGUGCGUUCAUUCCUAUGGAGUCAGCCGGGAAGGAGCAUCGAAGGCGAUUGAAUACGUUGAGAAAUGCGAUGCGGACCAGUCUUUUUGUGGGAUCGCGAACAGGCAAUACAUGGACGUUCUGAUAGAAAGAUUCUGUGGGUAUUAUGGUGGGUUUCCGGUUAGUGAUAUGGAAUGUGCGGGCAAAAAAUUCAAGAAACAUAAGGGUUCCUUCAUUCAAGACAGAGAGGCGUUCCAAACAAUAUUGGGGUCUCCAGGAAGUUAA